Molecule: messenger RNA, 2809 nt
Organism: Pelodiscus sinensis (Chinese soft-shelled turtle)
Lineage: Eukaryota; Metazoa; Chordata; Testudines; Trionychidae
Gene: LEPROTL1
Product: leptin receptor overlapping transcript like 1
Biological process (GO): negative regulation of growth hormone receptor signaling pathway; late endosome to vacuole transport via multivesicular body sorting pathway
Cellular component (GO): endosome
Source: RefSeq, a predicted model, not a curated record
GGAAGUGCUGCGCCGCGCAUUUCCGGAGUGCAGUGAGGCCUGCUCCUUGGCGGCGGGGAGCGGCGGCGCCAUGGCCGGGAUCAAAGCUUUGAUUAGCCUGUCCUUUGGAGGAGCAAUUGGACUAAUGUUCCUGAUGCUUGGAUGUGCUCUCCCACAGUACAAUAGCCAAUACUGGCCCCUGUUUGUUCUGUUUUUUUACAUCCUUUCUCCUAUCCCCUACUGCAUAGCAAGAAGAUUAGUAGAUGAAACAGAUGCUGCAAGUAAUGCCUGCAAGGAGCUAGCAAUAUUUCUUACAACAGGCAUUGUUGUCUCCGCAUUUGGGCUACCUAUUGUAUUUGCCAGAGCACAACUGAUUUUGUGGGGAGCAUGUGCGCUCGUCCUCACAGGGAAUACUGUCAUCUUUGCUACUAUCCUAGGAUUUUUCUUAGUCUUCGGCAGCAAUGACGACUUCAGCUGGCAGCAGUGGUGAAAGAAGUUGAGUACAGAACUAUCGUAGACAUCUUGUCAUUCAGCGGCCAUCCAUACAAACAGAGAAUGGGCAAUAAGGAGAAAUAGCAUAGAAAGCCUCUUGGUGUAUUUUAGAUACUACUUUUCACCUUGUUUAUUGUAAGUGUUCUAUCUUUGCUGACUUGCUGAUGGGUUUCAAGGUUUUUAUUGUUUGGAAAGACACUUAGUAUUCAUUUCCUUUUACCAAAAUAGGUUUAGUAACUGAUUCAUUUAAAAUUUUAAUAGUUGGUUCCAUUCUGUUUUGUAUUUAUGCUACAUGAAAAUGCUGGAACAAGAAUUUUUAAACAGUUUAAUUUAGAAAGUUUUCAAAAGUUUUUUAAGCUCAAAAGUAAGUAAUAUUGGGUUAUGGAUAAAAUGUAUCUUUUUUUCCUCUUGACCAUCGCGACUAAGUUAUGAUGUACUAAGGAGAAAAAGUAAGCAAUUGUGCUACCAAAACAGCAAUAUUGUCAAUAAGUAAAUGUGUUGAUAGACAGUGUUUUGAUGGGUGCAUAGGUAAUGGAUGGGAGUACCCGUUGUAGACUAUUUUAUUCACACCUUGCUAUGACUGAGGUAUUGAUGCCACUGGCUUGGGAAUGGGGCAGCUGUUGCCAAUAAGGAGGUAUUUAUUUUCUGAAAUCUGCUUUUGACACCCUUAAAGGAUACUUCCUUUUUUGUUCUCAGCUCGUGAGUGGGUGUGACAUACAAAUCUCUUAUGUAUAAGUUGUAUUUGUUUAUUCAUGCUAUAAAAUGCAAAAUUUAAAUUGCAUUGGUGAGGGAAAAAAUUAAUAUUUUCAUUUUCAAAGCUGUUAAUGUUUCUAUUUAUAAAUAUUGUAUGUUUUUGGUCUUCUGUGUCAACUUUUAACAUUUUACCAAAGGGAAGGUAAAAUGUUCAUUUAUGGAACUACUGAUGUAUGUCUGUUUGCAGCAUAUACAAAAUCUUUUCCCCACUUCCCUUUUUUAAUUUAUUUUAUACAUAGUAUAUAUUGAGUAAAAUGGCUUUUCAACUGUAGACUAACACUUAAAUCACAGGUAUUUAAUUUACCAUAGAAAAUUGCUAUAGUAAUAUACAGUACAGUCGAAGCACAGCUUUUUUGCAAGUCUUUGACUGAAAUGAUUUCCUAGUGACUUUGUCAGUCUUUCAGUUCAUGCAUUAUCUGUUAACAGUAAUGUUAUCUGUAAUAAUUGUAGUUCUUGUUCCAUAAGGUUAUAUCACCUGUAAUUUACAACAUUUAAGACAAGUUUUCUACAUACCUCUCAAUUGUCUGUUUUUAAUUGACACAAAUCCUAUAUAUUAGAUAUUCAUUGUGAUGCAGUGGAUUAAUGCAGAUUAAUCAGGUUUAACUAUAUUAGAUGCAUCAAUAAAACUGACCAAAAAUACUUUUAAAAUCUAGUUUUAUUCAACUUUUUUUAAAAAAUGAAGAUUAGAAAAGCAAACUGUGCAGGCAUGAUUAAAAAUAAUUACAUAGGUCUUAAUUAUAAGUGCUUCAGUAUAAAAAUGCAUGGAGCAAGUGGAUCUUGUCUUGUGAAAAAGUGGAUUAUUUUAUUUACAUGAAUGUAAACUAACUAUGAAACUGACUAUUUGAAAUCUAUUAUGAUGGUUACAUUGUAUGUUUAAGAUACUUAGUAUGUAGGGACAGAAGACGGGUGUGCACAGCUACCUGUCAGUCACUAAGGCCACACAAUGUUGUGUGCAAGAGUUGGAGCAAUAUUCUCCAGAGCUGUAAAGGAACUGAAGAAUAAAGUCCUCAGUGUGUAGAAACUGAAUCUUUAGCAGAUAGCAUUUAAGCCAUCCUUAAAGACAUAUAACAGAAGAAUCCAUUGAGUAGGAUGGAAAUUUUCAAAAGUGCCUGAGUUGAUAACACGUCUCAUUGACUUUCAGUGGGACUUGUCCACCUAAAUACUUUACGUGCGUUUGAAAAUCUCCUAAACCAAUGGCUGAUGAUGGAACUUGCCAUCAAACAAAAGUUAGCACUAGUGGCUUUGACAAAUCCUCCUAGAUUCUUGAGUUCUUUUUAUGGCCUGACCCAGUCAUUGCCUAAGAAAUGCAUUGUUUUUCCCAUUGCUUUUCUAGUUAUCAAUGUAAUGUACUCUUCCACCUGGCCACAAAAUAUUUUAUAUUUAAUAGCUGUGUACUUUUCCAUAUAUUAAUUGUGUUGACAGCAUUGUAUUCUUGACCUUGUACACUAAUUAGACAAUGCUGUCUCUGAUUUCUAGGCUAGACACUUGAGAGGUAUGACUUUUCCAUAUAUUAUGCACUGAAAUAGCAUUACCAUCCUUCUGUAGAGCACUUUUGAUGAUGAAACAAUAAACGUUUUAAAUAUCA